CAGUUGUAUAAGAGGUCUUGAGAUCAAAUCCUGUAUGGUUACCGUUGAAUAAAAGGUCUUGAGACUCUUGUCGCAGGAGGUUGGGAUUAAUUUGUGAGUUUAGAAAAAGAAGAAAUGGCAGAAGCUGUUUUGUUUAAUGUUACUGAUGAAAUCCUGGGAAAACUUGGGAAACUGGCUCUCCAAGAAAUCGACAUGAUACGGAGUGCAAAGGAAGAGAUUGAAAGGCUGAAGAACACUGUUUCUACAAUAAAAGCUGUAGUUUUAGAUGCUGAGGAGCAGCAGGCAAAGAGCCAUGAAGUUAGAGACUGGCUUGGAAAGCUUAAAGCUGCGAUUUACGACGCCGAUGAUUUGUUGGAUGAUUUCUCAACUGAAGUCCUGAGAAGGAGAAUGAUUCUGCAGCAAGAAAGGAAGAUGAAAGAGGUAAGGGUUUUGUUUUCAAAGCUUAAACGUGUUGCUUAUGGUCUUAAAAUGGGUCAUAAAAUAAGGGAGAUUAGGGAGAGAUUAGAUGAUAUAGCUGCUGACAAGAUCAAGUAUCAUUUCAUAGAUCGUCCAAUUGAGAAUAUGCAGGUUGAGAAAAUGGAAAGAGAGCAAACUCACUCUUUUGUGCGUGUAGAAGAAGUUAUUGGUAGAGAUGAGGAUAGAAAUUUGAUUGUGGGAUUGUUAUUGGAUUCCAAUGUUAGGGAGAAUGUUUCAGUCGUUCCGAUAGUCGGAAUUGGGGGACUAGGGAAGACAACGCUCGCUCAAGUUGUGUACAACGAUGAGAGGAUUAAAAAGCAUUUCGAGAUAAGAAUGUGGGUGUGUGUUUCUAAUGUUUUUGAUGUGAAAAUCAUUGUGCAGAAGAUUUUGGAGUCUGCAACUCAUGCUAAGUAUGAUAAUCUUGAGAUGGAAUGCUUGCAGGCUGACCUUAGGAAGGAAAUUGAUAGGAGAAAAUAUUUACUUGUUUUAGAUGACGUAUGGAAUGAAGAUCGCGACAAAUGGCUGAAAUUACGGGAACUAUUAAUGAGUGGUUCGCCGGGAAGUAAGAUAAUUCUGACCACGCGCACUCAAUUGGUUGCAGACGUUACAGGAACAAUUGCAAAAAGUUAUGAUCUUAAAGGUCUGCCCAGUGAUGAAUCUUGGUGUUUGUUUAAGAAAAUGGCAUUUAAACAAGGGCAAGAGCGAGAGAAUUCGAAGCUAGUCACGAUUGGGAAGGAGAUUGUAACAAAAUGUGCAGGGGUUCCCCUUGCCAUAAGGUCUAUAGGAAGCCUUUUGUAUUCCAAAGAUACAGAAUCUGAGUGGCUCUACUUCAAGAACAAUGUACUUUCAGAGACAAGUCAAGAUAAAAAUGAUAUGCUAUCAAUACUGAAGCUCAGUUUUGAUCAACUUCCUUCGUAUUUGAAGCAGUGUUUUGCUUAUUGUUCAUUGUUUCCAAAAGAUCAUGAAAUCGAUAAGCAGACACUGGUGAAUCUCUGGAUGGCACAAGGGUUUAUUCAGUCAUCAAACAGAACGCAAAAUCUCGAGGAAAUCGGCGAUCAGUAUUUAAUGGAGUUACUAAGGCGGUCGUUCUUUCAGGAUGUGGAGUAUGAUCAAUGGGGCAAUGUCAUAAGCUUUAAAAUGCACGACCUUAUGCAUGACCUUGCGCAAUCAGUUGCCGGGAGUGAGAGUUCCUUGGUGGAUUUGGAUGCAAGAAAUGUAUCCGAAAGGAUUCGGCAUGUAUCAUUCGAUGCUGUAGUAGAUUCAUCUUGGAAAAUUCCGAAUUCGUUGCUCGAAGCACACAGAUUACGAACAUUUCUUCUGCCUGUGCAGCCGGUUUCUUACACAAUACUGAAGAAAGCCACUCAUGAUGAAAUCAUCUCGAGUUUUAAGUACUUGCGGGCGCUAGAUAUGCAUAACACUGGAGUUGACCAAGUGCCAAUUGGCAUUGGUAAGUUAAAGCAUUUGAGGUAUCUUGAUCUCUCGAAGAAUAUAGGUAUUAUGAGACUCCCCAGUUCCAUCACCAGGCUGCAGAAUUUGCAAACUUUGAAACUCAUGUCCUGCAAAAUGCUGGAGAAACUGCCAAGAGAUAUGAGAAAAAUGACCAGUCUUCGGCAUCUUGAGCUCGAUCAAUGUAUUGGUUUGACACAAAUGCCAUCUGGACUGGGGCAACUGACUGCCCUGAAUACAUUAUCAAGAUUUGUGGUCGGCAAGGCUAGUUCCUCCUCUUCGAGUAGCGGGAGCCUGAGGGAAUUAAAGUACCUAAACAAUCUUAGAGGAGAGCUGGCAAUAACCAAACUGGAAAACUUGAAAAAUGCUGCAUCAGAAUCCAGAGAAGCAAACUUGAAGAGCAAGCAACACUUACAGGUCUUGAGAUUGGAAUGGACACGAGAAGUUAACGAUCAUAAGAUCAUCGAAGAAGACGAAAAGUUGUUGGAAAUCCUCCAACCACAUCCACAACUUAAAGAGUUUCACAUUUAUGGUUAUAGGGCUGGAAGGUUUCCGAAUUGGAUCAUUUCUGACUUGUCAUUGUUGCUUCCAAAUCUUCUUGAGAUCAACAUAUGGAGAUGUUACAGGUGCCUAGAGCUCCCGUUGUUUAGUCAACUUUCAAAGCUCAAGGUUCUCAAACUUGAAGAGGUAACUGCUGUGGAGUACAUAGAAACCGGAGAUCCUCACAUGCGGGAAAAAAAAGAACCAGCAACAUUCUUCCCAUCCCUAAAAGAACUUAGGCUCUUUGACUUGCGAAAUUUGAAGGGAUGGUGGAAAGAAGCAGUAGAUGAGGCUAGUCUGCCGUCAUUUCCUUGUCUUUCAAAAUUAGUGGUCGGUCACUGCCCUGAGUUCGCAUACCUGCCAUUGCAUCCAAUUCUGGAAGAACUUGAGCUCAAGGACACAAGUGAAAAAUUAAUACAGAAGCUGAUGAUGAUUGCAGCGGAAACAGAAGAAAGCUCAACAACUGCAACAAACAUUUCGUUCUCUUCUUCUCGCUCACCUCUUGCUAAACUGAAACAUUUAUCCAUUGAUAGUGUCAUGGAUUUAGUUUCAUUGCCACUGAAGGGACUGCAAAGCCUUACUUUUCUUGAGUAUCUGUCUGUAUCAAAUUGUCCUAAACUAUUAUGUUUACCUGGAGAAGCAUUGAGGGGAUUAACUUCUCUCCGCUUUCUUUCGAUCAGUGGUUGUGCAAAACUAAUGUCACUGUCUAAAGGGUUGAAACAUCUUGCCGCCCUUGAAGAACUUGAAAUCAAAGAAUGCAGAGAGCUUGACUUGUCAAAUGGAGAUGAAGAUGGCAUGCAAUUGCAAGGCCUAAAGUGUCUUUGCACGUUGAAAAUCGGUGAUAUGCCAAAACUAGUAUCUCUCCCAGAUGGUCUUCAACAAGCUACAUCUCUGAAAAACUUAUGGAUUAGAAGUUGUCCUGGUUUAAAGAGUUUACCAGAUUGGAUUGGCAACCUCACGCUUCUUCGGAGGCUUGAAAUUUCAGACUGUCUAGGAUUGACAUCUUUGCCUCAAUCAAUGUGCUACCUCAAAGCAUUACAAAGCCUGGAAAUAUCUAAAUGUCCACUGUCAUUCGCAGCCAAUCAAAAGGAAACAAGCGCGAAUUGGCCUCAACUUGCUCACAUCCCUGAUAUUCAGAUUGAUACAGAAAAAUCUGAGAAGAGAAACGGGAAAUACUGCUUCGAAGAAGCAGACAAUUGAGCAAUAGGUCCUGAUUUAAACAAUGUGGUCAUAAAAGUUUCACAAAGAUCACUAACAACCAAGGAAAUGAAGCUAGAAAUCUGGAUACCUCUCUCCGGUAACUAGCAAUCUGUGUUUAGAAGCCAGCUAAUGUUAAUUAAUGCAGAGUAUGUAUAUAUAUAUCUCCCUGAAUAAUUUGUAACUUGCUUUGACUAAGUACCGGUCUGGUCUCUAAACAGAAUUACAACAUUCAUUUAGCAACCGGCUGGCUAGCAAUUCGCGAUUCGUGUAUAUAUUUUUCUUGUAAUAAAAUCAAAGUAUUAAUUUAUAAAUU
This is a messenger RNA of Pistacia vera, 3955 nucleotides long. Its product is annotated as putative disease resistance protein RGA3. The record is from RefSeq and is a predicted model, not a curated record. Gene Ontology annotation, molecular function: ADP binding. The transcript has 3 exons. NCBI's taxonomy places the organism in Eukaryota, Viridiplantae, Streptophyta, Magnoliopsida, Sapindales, Anacardiaceae. Bases 115 to 3642 code for a protein of 1175 amino acids. Gene Ontology annotation, biological process: defense response to other organism.